AUGGGCUCAAACAUCUUGCGAAACUGGUUCGUGCCUAAGGAGGGCAUUAACCGCUCUGUCAUCUCUGCAGACAUACAGAAAUAUCUAGGCAACGAUGCGACCGUUCGUCCAGGCAAAGAUAAAGAGAUCGAAGGCUACUGGAUCAAAGCAUACAGAAACCUCACUUCAGAAAUGAUCAACGACCUCCGAACGGCCUCGACCAAAUGGGAGCAAGAACAGCGUUCCGGUCGUCGAGGCGCUUACGAAGAGUCGCACACGUAUAGACAGGCUGCCAAUUCUGGGACUAACGGCAAUGGCCCCUAUCGCGCCAGUACAAACUCGCCCCAGCUCAGUGGUGAUGUCUACCUUCCUUCCAACGGCCAUGUAUCUCACGCUGCCCCACGGAUGCCCAUCGCCGAGAUGCCUUCGUAUGAGGAUCCCAGACGGAUGUAUGCUGCUCCACCCCAUUCCGCGGCUCCUGUUACUUCUGCAUAUGGAGAUCCCUCUAUCUAUCCCACACACCAACCUAGGCCGGUAGCCAGUGGAUAUGGUCCCCCCGGAGAUUUCUACAAUGGUCAUCCCGGAUAUGCUCAUGAAGCUGCUCCUCCGCCCCAUGUCAGAGGUCCUCCUCAGUAUCCUCCCCAGUAUCCUACAGGUCACAGAGACCCCAGGGAUGAUCCCAGAUAUGCCCCGGAAUACCAGGAUCCGAUGAGAUACACUAACUACCCCCCGGUAUCUGUCGCAUCAAAUGGAGCUCCAGGCCCGCAGACCACAAGUAAUUACCCUCCGCCUCGCUUGCAACAGUUCGAUUCAUACGGACGCCCCUAUCCUGCGUCAACGCCUAUGCCCGACCAGUCUUAUGCUCGUCCGUCUCCUUCUGUAGACCCAUCCGCGUAUGGUCGUGAACGUCCCUCUGCUCCUCCUGGCUCAGAACGUGGCGCUCCUCGUCGUAGAAUCAACUAG
Molecule: messenger RNA, 942 nt
Organism: Aureobasidium namibiae CBS 147.97
Lineage: Eukaryota; Fungi; Ascomycota; Dothideomycetes; Dothideales; Saccotheciaceae
Exons: 6
Coding region: 1-942 (313 amino acids)
Source: RefSeq, a predicted model, not a curated record